Fonsecaea multimorphosa CBS 102226 is the source of this 525-nucleotide messenger RNA. RefSeq lists its product as uncharacterized. The record is from RefSeq and is a predicted model, not a curated record. The coding region runs from base 1 to 525 and encodes 174 amino acids. NCBI's taxonomy places the organism in Eukaryota, Fungi, Ascomycota, Eurotiomycetes, Chaetothyriales, Herpotrichiellaceae. The transcript has 2 exons.
AUGACCGACCAUCACCCAGCGAAUAUGAGAGCUCAUGAUCAAGAAGAUCCACUCCAGUCUAUCGCAGACAUUGACGGGGGUUGCCCUCAGGAAUGGUCCCGCAAGUGCUCGAGAUGCACUUCAGUCCAGCCAAGCAGCCCUGACGCCGGCGAAACCGUGCAGCCUGUGCACCCCAACAGCGAUGGCGACCACAGCGGCAGCAGUGGCAGUGGCAGCAGCGAGAAAUCAGAUAGCAACACGCCGCGUCGCCAUGCUGAUUCAAGGGACCAAGACUCCCACCUUGGCCUAUGUUUUCCUGGCGGCAUGGACACACCGUCAAUAAGCACACAGGCAUCCUUGUCCUUUGGAACCCAAACAAGCAAUGGGCCAACGUUGACUGAGCCAGAAGAGCCAAACGAGUCCGAGGAGGAAACGGAACCAAGGGAUACUGGCAAUAACAGGAGGAACCUCAAGCGCAAAGCCCCGAGGUCUUCGGAGUCACCCGAGAGGGUCCGUCGUCGUGAAGGAUACGAAGGCAGCCUGUAG